Pseudoliparis swirei is the source of this 1499-nucleotide messenger RNA. RefSeq names its product serine dehydratase-like. Gene Ontology annotation, biological process: L-serine catabolic process; L-threonine catabolic process. NCBI's taxonomy places the organism in Eukaryota, Metazoa, Chordata, Actinopteri, Perciformes, Liparidae. Bases 278 to 1246 code for a protein of 322 amino acids. Gene Ontology annotation, molecular function: pyridoxal phosphate binding; threonine deaminase activity; L-serine ammonia-lyase activity. The record is from RefSeq and is a predicted model, not a curated record. The transcript has 9 exons.
UAUCUGUUAUUAUAUCUGAAAAGGUGAAUCAGGUGCGAAGUUUAUUUUGGAAAUUCAACCGGAAGUGGGAGUGUGUCUCGUCUUCCGUUCAGUGAGAGACAAACUACAGCACUGCGUUGUGGUUCACUUGACACUAACUAAACCAACUGGAACCACUUCUCAUCCACCGGUCAGAGGCUUCAACCGACUUCCUCAUUCCCCUCAGCGGUCCACACACACACACACACACACACACACACACACACACACACACACACACACACCCGUCUAUGAAACCAUGCCGAAGCAUUUCCACCUGAACACCCCGCUGCUGGAGAGCGCCAGCAUGUCCAAGCGCGUGGGAACCCCAGUGUACCUGAAGAUGGAGAACGCUCAGCCUUCCGGCUCCUUCAAGAUCCGGGGUAUCGGGCUCCUCUGUCAGCAGCUCACCAGCCAGUCCAAAGGAGUCGUCUGCUCUUCAGGCGGUAAUGCAGGUAUGGCCACAGCCUACGUAGCAAGAAAAAUGGGUGUCCCCGCCACCAUCGUAGUUCCCUCCUCAUCUUCCCAGCUGGUGGUGCAGAGACUCCAGGAUCAGGGGGCCACUGUCAAGAUUGCAGGCAAGGUUUGGGAUGACGCCAACGCCGAGGCUCUCCGCCUGCAGGAGGCUGAGGGACUCUCCUACGUCCCUCCGUUCGAUCACCCGCUGCUCUGGCAGGGCCACGCCAGUAUGAUCGCGGAGGUCGCGGCCUCCCUGGGUUCCGGCGCCAAGCCCGGGGCGGUGCUGCUCUCCGUGGGCGGAGGAGGGCUCCUCUGCGGCGUCGCCCAGGGCCUAAAGGACGCCGGCUGGACGGAUGUACCCAUCGUCGCCAUGGAGACGGCGGGGGCCGACAGUUUUAACGCCGCGGUCAAGGCGGGGAGGCUGGUCACCCUGGAUGACAUCACCAGUGAGGCAAAAUGUCUCGGAGCGAAGACGGUUUGCAGCAGAGCGUUUGAAUACAGCCAAAGUGGGGAGCUCACAGUCAUCUCUGAACUCGUGACUGACCAGCAGGCCCUGAGCGCCGUCGAGACAUUCCUAGAUGAGGAGCGCGUGUUGGUGGAGAUGGCGUGCGGCGCGGCGCUGGCAGCCGUCUACAGCGGACUCAUACGCAGACUACAGGAUGAAGGUCGGCUGCCGGCUCUCUUGGGCCCCCUGCUGGUGAUCGUGUGCGGUGGCAGCUGCAUCGACAUGGAGCAGCUCACACACCUCAAACACAAGCUGCAGGCUUGAGUGUGUCUUUCUGUGUAUGUCUGUAUGUUUGUGUGUGUGUCUCUAUGUCUGUCUGUCUGUCUGUGUGUGCGUCUGUUUGUGUGUGUUUGUGUCUCUGUCUGUAUCUGUCUGUAUGUGUGUGUAUGUCUGUGUUUGUGUGUCUGUGUGUGUCUGUCUGUGUGUGUGCAAAGAUAACAUCGGUUCAGUGAAUGAUUUGUCGAUGGAUGAUUGGAAAGAAGAUCAAUUAAUAUUAAUAAAAAGACAAAUAACCACA